Molecule: messenger RNA, 5002 nt
Organism: Drosophila navojoa
Lineage: Eukaryota; Metazoa; Arthropoda; Insecta; Diptera; Drosophilidae
Gene: disco-r
Product: disco-related basonuclin zinc finger protein
Biological process (GO): regulation of DNA-templated transcription
Cellular component (GO): nucleus
Source: RefSeq, a predicted model, not a curated record
UUUUUUUCAUUGCAGCUCCGAAAAUUAUUGCAAUAUUUUGGAAGCAAGACCAACGAAUCAAUCUGGAUCUGCAACGGAAACAUACUAUAUCAGUGUCUAGUCUAACGUAUUGUCACAACUCUAUAUAGAUUAACGGUAGCUAGUAAGGCAGACGCUCUUGAUGAAUAUUGGCCAGGAAGAUCAUACGCAACACUCGCAGCAGUCGCACACACAUCCACACCCACAUCCGCAUCCACAUUCGCAUCAGCAGGCGAUCGGCAAUCGCAGCCGCAGCCGCAGCCGUAGCGCAGAUCCACACAGUGUCCCGGGUGCCGUUGCUGCUGGGGCCGCUCCAUCUGACCAUCCCGGCCUGCUGCUUGGCUACCGCUAUACGCUGCCGCCCGGCCAUGAUCAUCGACUGCACAUCGAGCAGCUCAGGCGCUCCGCUGGGAGCGAGCGGCAAGUGAGAAGUCCCCACAGCAGUUCCAUGGUUAUGACACCCAGUCGACGCAGCUCGCCGUCGCCGUUGCCGCUGCCGCUGCCGACGCGCCAUGCACUAAGCGCUGGCUCCGUUGGCCCAACUGCCCAGCAGACCCAGUCCCAGUCCCAGACCCAAGCUCAGGCUCAAGCACAGGCCCAGGCCCAGGCUCAUGCACAGACACCGACCCAGACGCAGUGCAUGAACGCUCACUUUUUACACUUCCAGUCGCAGCUGCAUCAGAAGCUAUCCGCCAGCUACUUUCGCAACCAGCCCUCGCCAUCGCCAACGGAACGUGAACGUGAACGUGAACGAGAGCGCGAUCGGGAGCGCAACAUUUGCGGCACCGGCUCUGGAUCCGGCACAUCGCCGCCGGCGACGAGCAUGAGCGCAGCGCAUCUGAAUCCGUUGAGCGAUCUGCAGAAUAUGCAGCCCUUUGACUUUCGCAAAAUCAACUCGUUCGGUGGGCCGCCGAACGCGACGGAUUUCGUGCACCACCAGCAUCUGCAGCAGCAGGCGGCGGUGCUGGCGCAGGCGCGUCGCCGCAUCAAUGAGGCGACCACAGCGGGCGGGAAGAACGCUGCGAUGGCAGCGGCGGCGGCAGCUGCUGCGGCUGCUGCCCAGAGCAAUCAGUUCUUUAGCGCCAUGGCCAUGGCUGGGCAUCCGUUGCCGUAUCACUUGCCACCACCGCCACCCCCACCGCCGCCACCGCCGCAGCAGCAACAGCAGCAGCAGCAGCAGCAACAACAACAACAACAGCAGCAGCAAUCGAACAACAAUCAGGUGUCGUUGGCCGGCAGCGUCCCAGAACUUAGUCACGGCCAUGGGCCGCACUCGCCAAAUCACGCACAGAUGAAUCACAGUCACAGUCACGGCCACAGUCACGGCCACGGUCACGGCCACGGCCAUGGCCACAGUCACAGCCAGUAUCACCAGCACUCGCAUUCACAUCAUCACAAGGCCGGACAACCCACCUCGCCGGAGGAUUCGAGCAUCUCGAGCAAAUCUCGUCACUUGGCCGCCGCCAUGGCCGGCGACAAGUCGAACAGCAGCUGCUCCUCGUCCAGUGCGUCGGGCACACAGCCGACUAGCGGAUCGCAGCGCUUGACACGCCUGGCCCUGGCCUCCGGCUCUGGCUCGGGCACCGGAUCCGGCUCGAAUAUGCGCGCCAGCCGCAAAUCGGGCCACUCGCCGGGCAGCAAGCGCCAAUGGGGCACGAUGCCGGCCAACCUGGGCACGCAGUUCAUCAAUCCAGUGACCGGCAAGAAGCGCGUCCAGUGCAAUGUCUGCCUGAAGACCUUCUGCGACAAGGGCGCCCUCAAGAUCCACUUCUCGGCGGUGCAUCUGCGCGAGAUGCACAAGUGCACGGUGGACGGCUGCAGCAUGAUGUUCAGCUCGCGGCGUUCGCGCAAUCGUCACAGCGCCAAUCCGAAUCCGAAGCUGCAUUCGCCGCACUUGCGCCGCAAGAUCUCGCCCCAUGACGGACGCAGCGCUCAGCCGCAUCCGCUGCUGCUGCAGGCGCCGAACGGCAUCAUGGCGGGCCUGGGCCCGUUCGGCAGCUUCCCGCUGCUGACACCGCCGCCCGAUCUGCGACACCAUGCGAUGGGCGGCAUGGAGCUGAAGCAUGGCCAGGACUAUCUGCGGCGCUCCUACAUGGACAGCAACGGCAUGCUCGGCCGCUACGAGGGACAGCGCCGCAAGACGGCGCUCGAGCCGGGCGACGAGGAGGAUGACGAUGAUGAGAUACUCGAGGUGGGCAUCCACAUGCCCGAUGACGACGACGAUGAUGACGAGGCGGAUGGCGAGGGGGAUGGCGACGAUGAUGACGAUGAUCCCGAUGGAGAUGGCAUUGUUGUGGUCGGAGAUGAGCUGGACAGCAUUCCCGACAAGGACAAGCACAGCCACGACGAUUAUAUGCUGGACAAUGGCAACGAGAGCGACGAGCGCUCCACCUCGGCCAUCUCCAGCCACAGCCUCAGUCACAGUCUCGGUCACAGUCACGCUCACAAUCUCAGUCAGAGUCACAAUCUCAGUCACAGUCACAGUCAAACCAAAGAACAACAACAGCCAAGCCCAUGUCCGAGCAAAGCUGAGCCGGAGGCUGAUGAACAGCACGAGGACUCACAGAGCCUCACCGACUCCUCGCACGCCCUCGGCCAGACGACGGCGAGCAAACGCAAACGCAAAAGCCAAAAUCCGGUGCGCUGCACCGUGCAAUCGGAUGAGAACUCUUGCGACAAUUCACUGGAUAACUACGAUGUGGCCGCCGACCUGUCCAUUAAGAAGAUCAAGCUCAAGGAGGAGGAUGUGGAUGCAGUGGCUGCCGCAGCAGCAGCCGCCGCAGCAGCAGCCGCAGCCGCAGCAGCAGCCGUAAUUGGAACAGAUGCGCCAUUGGCCGCCCAGCUGGGCGCAACAGCCAAAGAAGCCGAGGUGUUAACCGGCUCCACAGAGUCCACCAAGGCGAUACCCUCGCCCCCGCUGACGCCCUACACCAGCGAGGCCAAGUCGCACAUUAAGAUGGAGCUCGAAGACGACGACGAGGAGGAGGUGCAGCAGCCAAAGGCUGUGCCACAGUCGGAUCCAUACGGCCACCCAGACGAGGCAGUUGGCACGCUCGAUCUGUCGCUGAGCACGACCAGUGGCUCGAUUAUCAAGCAGGAGCCGUUGGAUGAGCUGGCCCUGAGCUAUGGCGCCGAUGCGGACGAGAAUCGUUAUAUGCGCAUCAAGCAGGAGCUGCUGGGCGACGAUGAGCCCAGCUUUGGUCGCGCGGCGGUCGAGGAGUGCCUGAGCAAGACCAGCAACAACAACAACAUCAUAUUGACUGAAAACCUGACGAGCAAGAGCCGCGACUCCAAUGGCAGCAUCAAGGCAAAAGCGGAGCGUGUACGAGAGUCCGAGCACGAACCAGAACCGGAAGCAGAACCACCAGAGCCUGAGCCCGAACCGGAGCCAGAGCCCGAACCAGAGGUACCCAUCGACAAGGAGAAUCCAUUGAAGUGCACCGCCUGCGGUGACAUCUUUCAGAACCACUUCCACCUGAAGACCCACUACCAAAGCGUCCACCUGAAGCUCCAUCACAAGUGCAACAUCGACGGCUGCAAUGCGGCCUUCCCCUCGAAGCGCAGCCGCGAUCGCCACAGCUCGAACCUCAACUUGCAUCGCAAGCUGCUCUCCACCAGCGACGAGCACAAUCUGCUGCUGCCGCCCGAUCCGCUGCUGGAGCUGAUGAACAUCAACAACAACAAGGCCUUCGGUAGUGCUGGCGUAGCCGCAGGCGGUCCCGUUGCCGCAGCCGGUGGCAUGCCCAGCAACAUUCACGCCGAGAUUUUGGCACGCAUCUGUGCGGGCGCACACGGGCUAAGCAUGCCGCUCUGUUUCGAGGCACUGCAGCAUCGUUUCCAUGCUGGCCCCGGCCACGGCCAGGUGCCUGUUGGAUUCGCUGAUCCGAAUGUCAAUGUCAAUGCGACUCCGAAUCCGAAUCCGAAUCCGGGCUUCAUGCCGGCAACCGAUCCACGUCUGCUGCUCAAUCAUGCCAGUAAUCCGCUGCUCUUCCCCGGCCUGCGACUGCCGCGCUUCCCACCCCUGACGCACCACAUGCUGGCGGGCGCCAGCACCCUCAGUCCGUUCUGCCGUCGCACCUCUUCCGAUUCCAACUCCCAGCACUCGAUAACCCCGCCCGUUGGCGCACGCGGCUGCGAUAGCGGCUCGCUGAUGGGCUUGGGUCCGCGUUCCGGCUCCGGAUCUGGUUCGCCCGACUACGAUGCGCAGGCGAAUAAUCAUGGGCAUCCGCUGGCGCACACGCACAUGCACAAGCAGCCGGCCGGCGAGGAGGCCGAACAGAGCCAGCGGCAGUCGCCGGACCGCAUAUCAUGACCAUGUACCUCGUACUAUGCCAGGGCGCUGGCAUUUUAUCACUGAAGGAUCGUUGUCGGACAGCAACAACUCAUACAUGCAAUAUCAGGCUAAAACUUAGGACUACACAGCAUUGCUCAUAAUCAUAAUCGAUUAAUCGAUAGGUCGACUUAUCGAUCGAACAAGGAAGAGAAGGAAGUAUUCGCAAUCCAAACUGCAGCUUGGCUCAUCGGCGCUCAUAAAUAAACAAUACUUUUACUAGGCUAAUAUAAAACAUUAGAUGGAUCAACUAGCAUUUUUUUUUUCUAUAUAUAUAUAUAAACAUACAUAUAUAUAUAUACAUAAAAUAAUGAAACCCCCAUUUUUUUUGGAACUUGUAUUUAUAAAAACUGUUGUUUUGUGUACAAGCAUGAAAUUGUAGAGAAUUGAGUAAUAAUAAAAAUAAUUAUAAUAAUAAUCAUCAUCAUUGCAGCAAUAAUGAUAAUACGUAUUAUAAUGAUAAUGACGAGAAGAGCGAAUAAUAAAGCAAAUUAAUAUAUUAAUUAAUAACGAUAUAUAUUGUUAGUGAUACUCGAUUAUGUAAGCAUAGCCUCUAAGCGCAUACUUAACAUAGAUAUGUGUGGGUGGGUGGUGUCGACUACUACUACAACUAUGAAUGGUUUUUUUUUUUUUUUUUUUUUUUUUUUUUUUUUU